Molecule: messenger RNA, 2836 nt
Organism: Salarias fasciatus (jewelled blenny)
Lineage: Eukaryota; Metazoa; Chordata; Actinopteri; Blenniiformes; Blenniidae
Gene: gria2b
Product: glutamate receptor, ionotropic, AMPA 2b
Exons: 16
Coding region: 73-2766 (897 amino acids)
Biological process (GO): monoatomic ion transport
Cellular component (GO): membrane
Molecular function (GO): ligand-gated monoatomic ion channel activity; signaling receptor activity
Source: RefSeq, a predicted model, not a curated record
CCGGAGAGGACCGUGCGGAAUAAGAGACUCCCCCCCCCGUCCCCGGUGGAUGUGGACACUUGAUCCGCGGACAUGGAGAAGAUAGUGAAUUUAUCCGUUUCUCUGCUCCUGGUUUUAUGGGGAUGCGCGCUCGGAGGCUCGCCCAGCGUGCAGAUCGGGGGACUUUUUCCAAGGGGCGCGGAUCAAGAGUACAGCGCGUUUCGGAUAGGAAUGGUUCAGUUUGGCACCUCGGAAUUCAGGCUGACGCCUCACAUCGACAAUCUGGAAGUGGCCAACAGUUUCGCUGUGACCAAUUGUUUCUGCUCGCAGUUCUCCAGAGGAGUCUACGCCAUCUUCGGAUUCUACGACAAGAAGUCCGUCAACACCAUCACGUCGUUCUGCGGGACGCUGCACGUCUCCUUCAUCACGCCCAGCUUCCCCCUGGACGGGAACCAGCAGUUCAUCAUCCAGAUGCGGCCCGACAUCAAGGGGCCGCUGCUCAGCCUCAUCGAGUACUACAAGUGGGACAAGUUCGCGUAUCUGUACGACAGCGAUCGAGGUUUGACGACGCUGCAGGUCGUUCUGGACACGGCUGCAGAGAAGAAGUGGCAGGUGACGGCCAUCAACGUGGGGAACCUGAAAGAUGAGAGGAAGGACGAGGCGUACCGCUCGCUGUUCCAGGACCUGGAAAACAAAAAGGAGAAGAGGGUGAUCCUGGACUGUGAGCAGGACAAAGUGAAGGACAUCAUGGAACAGGUCAUCACGAUUGGCAGACACGUUAAAGGCUACCACUACAUCAUCGCUAAUCUGGGCUUCGUGGAUGGCGACCUGUCUAAAAUCCAGUACGGCGGAGCCAACGUGUCCGGCUUUCAGAUCGUGGACUUCGACGAUCCUCUGGUUUCUAAAUUCGACCAGAGAUGGGAGGCCCUGGAGGAGAAGGAGUAUCCAGGCGCUGACAGCAAAAUCAGGUACACGUCGGCCCUGACCUACGACGCCGUGCAGGUGAUGACCGAGGCCUUCCGCUACCUGCACAAGCAGCGCAUCGACUUCACCAGGAGGGCCAACACCGGCGACUGCCUGGCCAACCCGGCCGUGCCCUGGGCUCAGGGGGUGGAGAUCGAGCGGGCGCUCAAACAGGUGCGAGUUGAAGGUCUGACAGGAAACAUCCAGUUUGACCAGCAUGGCAAAAGAGUGAACUACUCAGUGAACGUCAUGGAGCUGAAGAGUAACGGACCGGUGAAGAUCGGCUACUGGAACGAGGUGGAUAAAAUGGCAGUCACCAAAUCUGACGUCUUCUCAAACGACACGACCGGAAUGGAAAACAAAACCGUCAUCGUCACCACCAUCUUGGAAGCCCCGUAUGUGAUGAUGAAGAAGAACGCCAACCUCUUUGUGGAUAACGAGCGCUACGAGGGCUACUGCGUGGAUCUGGCUGCAGAGAUAGCCAAACACUGCGGCUUCAAAUACCAGCUGAAGAUCGUGGGAGACGGGAAGUACGGAGCCAGAGACGCCGAGACCAAGAUCUGGAACGGGAUGGUGGGAGAGUUGGUGUACGGGAAAGCCGACAUCGCCGUGGCCCCGCUGACCAUCACUCUGGUCCGGGAGGAAGUGAUCGACUUCUCCAAACCCUUCAUGUCUCUGGGAAUCUCCAUCAUGAUCAAGAAGCCUCAGAAAUCCAAGCCGGGGGUCUUCUCCUUCCUGGACCCGCUGGCCUACGAGAUCUGGAUGUGCAUCGUCUUUGCCUACAUCGGCGUCAGCGUGGUGCUGUUCCUGGUCAGCCGCUUCAGCCCCUACGAGUGGCACACCGAGGAGUACGAGGACGGCCAGAUCCAGACCAACGAGUCCACCAACGAGUUCGGCAUAUUCAACAGCCUGUGGUUCUCCCUGGGAGCCUUCAUGCGGCAGGGCUGCGACAUCUCACCCAGAUCUCUGUCCGGGCGUAUCGUCGGUGGAGUUUGGUGGUUCUUCACUCUGAUCAUCAUCUCCUCCUACACGGCCAACCUGGCUGCCUUCCUGACUGUGGAGAGGAUGGUUUCCCCCAUUGAGAGCGCAGAGGACCUGGCCAAACAAACCGAGAUCGCUUACGGCACUCUGGACUCCGGUUCCACCAAAGAGUUUUUCAGGCGCUCAAAGAUCGCCCUCUUUGACAAAAUGUGGACGUACAUGCGCAGCGCCGAGCCCUCGGUGUUCGUGAAGACCACCGCCGAGGGCGUCCUGAGGGUCCGCAAGUCCAAGGGCAAGUACGCCUACCUGCUGGAGUCCACCAUGAACGAGUACAUCGAGCAGAGAAAGCCCUGCGACACCAUGAAGGUUGGAGGAAACCUCGACUCCAAAGGCUACGGGAUCGCCACGCCCAAAGGAUCCUCAUUAAGAAAUGCGGUUAACCUCGCAGUACUAAAACUGAAUGAGCAAGGCCUGUUGGACAAAUUGAAAAACAAAUGGUGGUACGACAAAGGAGAGUGCGGCAGCGGGGGAGGUGAUUCCAAGGAGAAGACGAGCGCCCUCAGCCUGAGCAACGUGGCUGGGGUCUUCUACAUUCUGGUCGGAGGACUCGGUCUGGCCAUGCUGGUGGCCUUGAUCGAGUUCUGUUACAAGUCCCGAGCCGAGGCGAAGCGAAUGAAGAUGACCUUUGGGGACGCCAUGAGGAAUAAAGCAAGACUUUCUGUCACAGGGAGUACUGGGGAGAAUGGUCGGGUGAUGACUCCAGAGUUUCCUAAAGCUGUCCACGCUGUCCCGUACGUGAGACCAGACAUGGGACUGAACGUCAGCCUGACUGAUCUGUCCUGAUCACUGAGAAACUUCUGAGUGCCUUACAAUGGUUUCCAUCCAGAGAUUCUUUCUUUUUUUUUGGGUUUUC